AUGGCUCCGGCAUCCAAGUCAUCCGUCAGUCGACGCAAGUCCAACGGCGCAACGGGCGCCCUGACCAUCGUCCUCAAAGUUUCCCCCGACAGGCUCAAGGACCUUCUCGACCCCCAACCCACCAAGGAAGAAACGCCUGCCAAAGACUCGCCCGAGGACAAGGCCGCCUUGCCCACAGAGGAGAGCAAGCCCGAAUCCGCCGCCGCCUCGCCUGCGCCCAGCAACACGCAGCCCACGACUGGCGCGGUCAACGGCGAGAACGCGUCCGACUCGAACCCUGCCACGCCGGCCGCCACUGCCAACGGAACACCUGCACCAGGCACUAUGGCGCCUCCCGUCGACGGCUCGAAGAAGAAGGGAACCAAGCGAUCCGCAGGCGCCGCCAAUGGCCUCGGACCCGAUGGCCUGCCCAAGGUCAGGGGUAAGCCCGGUCCCAAGAAGAAGGCUCGACUGGAGGACGGCACCAUCGAUCCCAAUAGCACCGGUCGCGGCGGUGCCGGCGCUCACAAGCUCGGACCCAAGGCCAACCAGGGCGCCAUCAAUGCCGGCCUUCGCGCCCUCGACAGGUCCGGCAAGCCCUGUCGCAAGUGGUCCAAGGGUGGAUUCACGAUGAAGAGCUUCACGGGAGUCGUAUGGGAGAUUCCUCGCUGGACGGCGCCGCCUCACAUUGUCAUCCAGCCGUCAGAUGACUCCAAUGCUGCCUCUGCCGACAGCAGUUCGAAGGAGAACAAAGAGGUCAACGACGAACCUAAGAGCGACGCCAACAGUGCCAUGCCAAACAGUAAUGCAAACAGCGCAGCCGGUGUUGAGGCCAACAGCGGUCCCGGCAGCGCCAUCAAUCCAAGCUCGCCAGCCCCGAUGGCCAUCCCCGCCGCUUAA
Messenger RNA from Verticillium dahliae VdLs.17, 879 nucleotides. RefSeq lists its product as uncharacterized. The record is from RefSeq and is a predicted model, not a curated record. Gene Ontology annotation, biological process: chromatin remodeling. Lineage: Eukaryota; Fungi; Ascomycota; Sordariomycetes; Glomerellales; Plectosphaerellaceae. The coding region runs from base 1 to 879 and encodes 292 amino acids. The transcript is spliced from 2 exons. Gene Ontology annotation, cellular component: Ino80 complex.